CAGAUAAGAUUUGCGGCUUUGGCUGUCGCCUCGCCUCGCCCCACCCCGCCCGUGCAGCAUUUAGGAUUAUUAGUAUACUAAGUAAAAUAAAUUUUUGCAGCAAACCCCAGCAUCGCCUGGCGUGGAAGAGAGUGGAGUGGAGGGUUUCCUUUUCCAUGAUCCCAGAAACUCCAUCAUUCACCUGCACCGCCGCAUUUUUAUUUUUUUUUUCCUCAAUUCAAUUCAUUGCCGCCUGUGAUUUAGUUGGCGAUUUUAUAUAUAUAGGGCUAAAUUAGGGUUCUGCUGGAGAUGGGCAGUCUCGAUCAAGUUGACGAUUUAACAUUCAGGAUUAAUUUCAGUGGAGAUGCAGCUGCCAAGUUGAGACAAAGAGUCAAGGAUAAACUCAAGGAAUUUAUGGCGGAUUACACUGAUGAUACUCUUGUGGAAUAUGUCAUUGUCUUGUUGAGAAAUGGCAGGCGCAAGGAAGAAGCCAGAAACGAGUUGAAUGUGUUUCUUGGAGAUGAUAGCCAUCCUUUUGUUUCAUGAAUCUAAUGUGGAAGAACCUCCUAAAACAAAAUCCACAUUAGUGGACCAGGAUGGAAUAAAUGAUUCUUUCAAGUUGGAUUCUGAAUCUGAGAGAGAAAAGCCUACAAAGUUACAUAGAAGCCGCCAUAAUAGGGAGUGGAGAGGACUAGUGAGAGAUGUGGUUGAUCCCCCUCCUUUGCGAAGCUCUGAAGUGAACAAUAUUCACUUUGAGGAAAGAACCCAUCGCAAACUAAGCCGUGGAAGAUCCCCUUCUCCUGGUUUAAGUCAGAAGAAAAGAAGCAGGACUGAAGAGAGGCAACAGGCAAAGGGGGAAGCUGUUGCCCAAGUGAAAAUUGAUGCUCCUCGUCGGCUACUCCAGUUUGCAAUGCGAGAUGCUGUGGGAAGUUUAAGGCCAGCAAAUGCCACAAAAGAGCCUUCGUUGAAGAGUCUUUCUUCUGUGGUGUCAACAUGCUCUGGAGUUUCAUCAUUGCCUGAUCGUCCUCAAAGGCUUCAGUCUGUUGCAUGGGUGCCAACUCCCAUGGCAACUGUGAUAAAGGCUGUUGCAGAAGCUGCUGAAGAUGUUCUAAAAGCUAAAUCAUCAGGAAAUGUGUUUGACAGACUUGGUCGAGGCAUGGAUGUUUCUGAGAGCCCAGAUCAGCAUGCAGAAUUCAGAGGAUUUGUUGCUGAGGAUGAUGAAUUUGGAGAUUUCAGCCAGAAUCUGGUGGAAAAUCAAUCACUGUAUUUGCAGAGAAAUGAGUAUGCUGGACAACAGGUCAGAAAUGUGGCAGCAUUAGAUAGUGAAACUGGGUUGGCUUCUGACUUUAUGUCUGAAAAUGAAAGGUUUAAUGAUUUUAAAGUUAUGGGACAUGGAAUCAUGGAUGUUUCUCAAACUGCUACGUCUGCUGGAAACAAUGCUGAGGAUUCAGUUAUGGUGCAAUACAACAUACCUAAUGAUAACAAAGUCAUGCGAUUAACAAGGAAGAAAGAUCAGGGUCCAUCUGUUGGAGCAUCAAGUUCUUCUCAUAAGAUAGCUAACGUUUCAAGGAAUGUAAAUAUUUGGAAAGCCCCUCAUUAUCAGGAACCAAGGGAGGUUGCUGAUUUGGGUCCUCAAAAAUCUGUUCAGGAGAGUGAGGCAGUUGUGGGAAAAUAUAGUUUUCAACCAAUGAAGGAGAAUGGCAACUCUGUUACUGUUGGUCAUAAAAAUGCAAAAUCUGCUGGUGAUAUUCAAAAAGAAAAUCAGAAGCCAUUGCAGUCUGCUUCUGGUUUGUGUGCUGUUGGUCAUCCUUUAGAGGAUCCAGAUUCUCGAACUAUUUUUGUUAGCAAUGUUCACUUUGCUGCUUCCAAGGACAAUCUUUCUCAACAUUUUAAUAAGUUUGGAGAAGUACUAAAAGUGAUUAUAGUUACUGAUGCAGCAACAGGGCAGCCUAGAGGGUCAGCUUACGUGGAGUUCAUGCAUAAGGAGGCAGCAGACAAUGCAUUAUCUCUUGAUGGAACCUCGUUCAUGUCACGAAUACUGAAGGUUGUAAAAAGGAGCUUUGCUGAUCAAGAAGCUGCUCCUUCUCUGACAUGGCUUCACAUCCCUCGGAGCUCUUCAUUUUCUGGUGGAAGGUUUACCAGAGCUAGUUUCAGUAGAGGCAUGGCAGGGAUAUUUAGGCCUUGGCUUUCUGUCAAACCUGGUGCGAGGAGUUUGCAGUGGAAGCGAGAUGCUCAGGCCACUCCUGAAAGUGGUACUCCAGUUCCCAGGAACAGUGUUUCCACCCCCAUUGGGCGUAGUCUAACCUAUGUCCGAACAGAGCCCAAAAAUGAUGGCAAAUCAGGUACAACCUAGUUAACCUCAGAAUGCUAAGAAGUUUUUAUAGGAGUGAUUGUACCAACUAGGCUGUGAAUCAGAAGGUUGGAAAUAGAUACCACUAGUAAUUGUGGUUUUUUCAAGAAGAUUAUUGGUGUAAAUGGGAACGUUUGCAGGGCUAAAAAAGAGGAGGAUGUUUUCUAGAAUUAGAGAAUGCUAGAAUGCUGCAAUUUUUUCAACUCCUUGUCCCCGUCCUAUUUUGGCACUAGACAGAGCCAGAGGGGGCAGUGGAAUGGAGAUAAUUUAUUAUACGCAGUUGCUCCUUUUUUUCUCCCACCCGAGUUAUUAUAUAUUAUUACAAACUACCGUGAUGGAUUGAAAUUUUGUGUUUAGGGUGCACAGCAUGGUUAGCCCCCUUGGUUUUUUUUUUUUUUUUGUACUUUUUUUUGAGGGACAAGUUUCGUUUAUGAUAUAAUUAUAUGAUAAAUUGAGAAAAUUGAAGAAAGUGAAAAAAAAAAGAGGGGGAUUAGCAAUUUGAAACUAGGUUGCAUUUUUCACCUUUUUAUUUUUAUUUAUUUUUUUAUGUGUGUAUUUUUUUAUUUGAGUUUACACUUUACAGCCUGGAGCUGUGACAAUCUGAUAAAAGAUGGGGCCAUUU
Molecule: messenger RNA, 2951 nt
Organism: Rubroshorea leprosula
Lineage: Eukaryota; Viridiplantae; Streptophyta; Magnoliopsida; Malvales; Dipterocarpaceae
Source: the annotation of a GenBank genome assembly